AUGGGGCCGGGCAGGGCCGUUCUUCAAGGGGCGCUGCUUUCCUUUCUAGCGGUGGCCAUCAGAGAUGGAUUGAAGUCUGAAAGCCUCACCGUGGACACCGAAGGUGACGACUGCAAACAGGAAGCUCAAGAUAUGUGGAAGUUGAUGCAGCAACUGGGCUACCAAGGUCGUUUGGAUGGACACCAUUGCGAGUGGCCAGGCGUCACGUGUGAGAACAGGUGCGUAAAGCAGUUGCGAUGCGAGACAUGCGGUGGCCGGCUGCCAGAGCGCAUCAACUUGAACCACCUUUUUUUCGUAAAGUUGACCUCGCCUAACCUGACGGGGGACAUCAAGGCUUUCCAGGAGACGCCACAUCUCCGACUUUUGUCUCUCCACGGCACCCGGAUCCAUGGGAACCUCAGCGCCUUGGCGAAUCUGUCGCUCCGGUACCUGGACCUCAGCGGCACCGCAGUGACUGGCAGCCUGAAGGACUUCGUGGGUGAAACUGUUGCUUUUUCCUUCCUUGUGCAAACCCUUGAUGGUUUGCGCCAUCUUCUCCUUAGCCGCACCAAAGUGACGGGGGAUUUCAACGCGCUUACAGUGCUCCGCAAACUCAUAGCAGUGGAUUUGUCGCACACUGCGGUGGCCGGUCGGAUCACAAGCAAAUGGAGGGGGAAGUUGAGACAUCUCGAGAUAUUGAAGCUGCAAAACACCUCUGUGCAAUUCGCUCCACAGGGAGAGGAACUCCAGAAGCUGAAGGUGCAUAGUAGAUAUACUCUCAAGGAUGAACGUGUCCUACGAUGGUUGAAGGAGUUGGACCUCAGCAACUGUCCCAUUAACAGCCCGGUGGAGGACUUGCUGCUGCCGCUGGCCAUGUCCGGACAACUCACUUCCAUCCAAGCCGGUGGUACUGGCAUCUACGGUGAAAUUCCAAAGCUGACAGACACGGAAGCCAGGAUAGAUGGCGAGAACGUUUCGAACUUCACCUUCCCUUUGGCAAAAAGUUUGGUAACGUUAGACCUCUCCGCAAACAACGUGACUGGAGUGCAUGGACUGCCAGUGCAGGGUCGCAUGUUGCUGCGGGAGAAUCAUCAGCUGAAUGUCGACGUGAAGGUGCUUACGGAGGCCUUGGGCAAACAAGUCUUCCUGGACCUGUCAGGCACCGCACUGAGCAACCAAGACGAAGCAGCAGAGCUCUUGAAAGAAGGAGUGAUGAAGACAACGCACAUGCAUGCCUUCAGAGACGAGACUGCGGGCCAUGCUUGCAAAGAUGUGAUAGGCACCCUGAAGGUGACACCAAGCAAGUUCUUGCCACAGGAGCUUUGCAAGUGCUUACCUGGGUGGUUUGGUAGCGGAGCAACAUGCGAGAUGUGUCCAUCCAACAAAUUCAGUGACGAUCUAGGCUUUGACACUUGCAAAAGUUGCCCUGCAAACAGCACAGCACCUGCAGGAUCCACAAAGAUGUCAGACUGCAAAUGCAAAUUUGGAGAUCUCCAUGAAGGUAUUUGUGCUUGUGACACGCACCACGCCUUGCAAAAGGGCGAUUGCGCUCUUUGCACCAAACUUCACCUGCAGUGCGAGACGCCUGGAAGUCUGGCAUCGACCGCCGUGCCAGACAUGGACUACACUCGCUUGGAACCGAGCGCUGAUGAGGCACAUAAGUGUCUCCCACCGGCUGCAUCAGAUCGGUGUCCUGGCAGCCACCAGUGCGGCCCGGGCUACAAUGGAACUCUUUGCUCGAGCUGUGCAGAUGGGUUUUGGGCCACAAGAGGCAAGUGUGAGCCCUGUGCCGAAGCAAGUUCGACCUCAAUUGCAUCCCUUGUGCUGUUGGGAGUUGCAGCCCUGCUGGCAGCAGCCUUCCUGGUCUACCGCCAAAUCUAUGGUCAACAAGUGCCAGAAGCAGCCAGUGUAAAGACUUUGCUCCAAAAGCUGCUGGCUCGGCAAGGCCCGGUGGUGCUUCAACUGGUGCAGCUGUGGAGUGUUCUCAGCCGGUUAGGGCAACAAAACUCAUCCAGCGCCAAGGGCCUUCCGGAGAUUCCAUAUUUGGAAUUUCUGCAGCUGACCACCACCGAACUGCAGAGCUCCCUGAAUGUGGAGUGUUCUUUUCAUGCAGAGACGGUUCGCACAGUGGCUGCUAUCAGUUCUCCGCUGGCGCCAUUGCUUUUGCUUGGGUGCUGUGCUGCCUUGGAGCUUUACCGAGCUGGCUCCGGCGUCAACAUGGCAUUGAAGACGCUCACGUUCCUAUACAUUGGUGGUGCUUCGAGCACAGCACAGCUGUUCAGUUGUCAGUCAGAGGAUGGAGAUGGCGCAAGCCUCGGAAAAUUCGCUUUUCGCAAAGCUGUUCGGCACUUGAGCUGCUUUCAAAGAGAUGGCGUGGCUUUCUGGGUUGACGUGGUUGCCUACAGCACUGCUGUGGCAUAUGUUGUUGUCAUUCCGCUCUUCCUCGUUGGCCUCAUGCUGCGACAGCACUUCGCCCUUCAGGAUGCUCGACUCUUUACUGCCUGUGCUGAGAGGAAACCCCCACAUACCACUCUGCACCUGGAGAUGUUGGACGACCAGCUUUCCAAAGAAGCGUUUCCAAAACGUUUACUCGCAGCCGUAGCAGCCCACAUGGCAGUGCAUUGCCGCGGCGCCAGACAGGUCCAGCUGCUUGAGAAGUCGGCCACCAUCAUAGAAAUUUCGGAAAACCAAGGGGAGGAGGCUGAGUUGGAUAUGAUGAAAGCGGUGGCCGAUGCAACAGCAUCCAGAAAAAUCGAUGUGCUGAGGGGUCGCAGACUCACUGAGAUGUUGACUGAGCAGAUCAUGCUGCAGGAAACGCAAGAUCGUUGGCUCAUCGGUUCCCGGCCACUUCUGUCGAAGUAUGCGCUUUGUCAGGAUGUGUGGAUGGACGUGGCCAUGAAGCUGUUCGCCGUGGCCUUGGUCUCGUGUGUCUCGAUGGCUGAUGCCUGGAAGUGGGCUAUCGCCUUCAGUUUGGGCAUGGCUGUGCUGGUUGCGACGUGCCAGCCAUACAUGGAGCCGCAGGUCACUCAACUUCAGAGUUUGAGCUGCUUUUGCUUGGCAUUGGCAUCCGCGGCUUUUGUCUACGACUGGGGUUGGUUAGCCAGAUUGACUUUGGUGACACCGAUGCUGUUGAUGCUUUGGCAGGUACGCUGUCCCGACUGCACGGAGGCCUUGGCCGAAAGGUUGUUCCAGGAGCUGCAGUCAGAGCUGCCAAAGCUGCAGCGAGGAGAACAUUGCGAGCUGCUGGUGCAGCAAAUUCGUUUCUGA
Messenger RNA from Cladocopium goreaui, 3246 nucleotides. The record is from the annotation of a GenBank genome assembly. Lineage: Eukaryota; Dinophyceae; Suessiales; Symbiodiniaceae.